GCCCUUUCUCAUUACUUGCAUUAAGCAAAGUCUCAGAUUUUUAUUUGUGAAUGGGAAAUUCAUAAUGUUUGCUGCUCUUGCUGAUUUUUCAUUUUUCUCACAGCCUUCCAUUGUGCCGGCAAAUAGGAAGAAAAACGCCAAGGAGGAUCCAAGCGCAGCGAUUGAGCGGCUGGAAAUUGAGGCCCUCAGAUCUGAGAAUUUGAAGUUGCAAAGGCUGGUGGCGGAAAGCCAACGAUACGAAGCAGAUUUAAUGGCAGAUUUAGAGAAGGCGAGGAUGAGAUUGUUAAUGACGGAAGAAGCAGAGGAGCACCUCUGUUCACAGCUUGGAGAGUUGGAGGCAGACUCUGUUCUUCAGGCGCGGGAUAACAAUCAGCACGUCGAUUCUCUGAAGCAGCAAUUGGCGCAAAUGCAAGAUCUUCUUGCACAAUUUCAUCGCAAUUGCUGAUAAUAAAUUUGAUGCUAGAAAACUAGAAUUGUUGCUGUAAAAUGAGAGAUUUGAUUGUGUAUAUUGUUUGUAUUGUACAAGUUUUCCUUUCAUGGAAAUCUGUGAUGAGGACAAAAUUUGGGGAAUGAAUGCGUAAUUCUCCAAUCUACAAAACUAGAUCAACGGAGGAAGACGCGCGGCAUUAUUUAAUAGAUCUCAUCUUUUGUCUUCUGGUUGUUGUGUAGUUUUUUCUGUAAAUUUUUAACCAGAGGAAUUAGGGUUGAAACAGAUAUCCGUACUUUUAUU
Cryptomeria japonica (Japanese cedar) is the source of this 730-nucleotide messenger RNA. Its product is annotated as protein RESPONSE TO LOW SULFUR 4. The transcript has a single exon. Bases 65 to 445 code for a protein of 126 amino acids. Gene Ontology annotation, biological process: cellular oxidant detoxification. The record is from RefSeq and is a predicted model, not a curated record. NCBI's taxonomy places the organism in Eukaryota, Viridiplantae, Streptophyta, Pinopsida, Cupressales, Cupressaceae.